AUGUUGGACGUCUUUGCGCUAGCCGCAACACUGCCCGCUGUGGCAUCUCCAUCGCCACCACCGCCUCCUCCAAAGCCCGAGACUCCCACGCCUUCACCACCACCUGCACCGACGAAGACAGUGAAAGAACCGGAGCCACCCCCAGUGCCCGUGAAGCAGAAGCCGACGGUGCCGCAGUAUUACAUGGACGGCGUGUACCUCUCAGAGUCUGGUAUACAGCAGAUAAAGGCGCUGACCAUCGAGCAGCCCAAGCGGCAGCGAGUGCGACGGCCGCGCCAGCCCUCGGGGGGCCAACCCCAGGGCAGCACGACUACUCCGCCGCAGUCUUCUCUAUCGACUGGCCUGUUCGGAUUCCGGGGCAGGCUCUCAACGGAGGACUCCGAAGACGGCAGCAAAGAUCUAAUGGAUGUAGAUGUAGAACCCAAAAUGGAGGUAGAUGAGGAGACAAAGUUAACUUCCGAAGAGGUUGCCAAACAGGAUGCCGAGAGCGAGCUAAAGAAGAAGCGACAACGUAAACUUCAAAAGCUCGGAAUCGGAGGAUUUGUCGCAAAAGCCAGAAGUCGGAGCAUCUCCGCCAAGGAACAGGAUGUGACGUUGCCCUUGGCCGGAGCUGGGGAGACAAGUUCAGAGGCAGCGUUGGCUGCGCUCUCUGGAGACGUGGCCGCCCCAGCCCCCGAGCCAGCAGCUGAAGCAACAGGCACAACGGCAGAGAAGCCCAAGCGUCGGCGGCGAGUGAAGAAGAAAAACCCUUUGGAAGAUAGCUUUCCCCUAUACCUUCAGGAGGCGUUCUUUGGCCAAAACUUGCUUGCCGCUAGCAAGACGGAGCAAGCUCCCGACAUGCCGAGUGAGGAUGACGAGGAUUCUACGCUGGGACGCUCCGAGGAUAAUUCUAUCGUUGUCCUGGAGACGUCGCAGGAUAAAUCGGAGGAUGCCCGUGUUCCGUCGGACAGUGGCGCCCCCUCUCCUGCUCUUCACACCGCUGGUGGGAACAAGGGAGAGAGCCCUGCUCUCCAUGACGACGGUACCUGCACUCCCAUCAAGACUGGAAGUGAUGAUGAGGACCUGGGGCUGAAGGACAUCUUGCCUCAUGACCUUCCUCAAGAUGACGAUCUGAUGAAUAUGCUCAUGAAUGAGGGCGACGAUCUCUCUAAACAAGGAUCUGGGCUCGACGAUGUUACCCUGAACGAGCACUCGGGCGCCGGCGUGUCAGAGGAGGAGGGCUCAGCUGGUGUCAAGGACAAUGAUCCACUGUCCGGCAACAUUGACACGGUUCUGCUGAGCCCUCACUUCAACCUGGUUGACAGCAUGGUGUCUGCUGGCUCAGGGUUACCACAUAUGGACAGCAAGGACGUUGAAGAUGUUUUCAAAGGUGUGCUUAGCCCUGGUGAUAGUUGUGGACCACCUGAGAGUGUGGGCUCCAUGGGUGCGUCGGCAACCAGCAUGUCACCCCUGCCGCAGCAGCACGGUGCCUCGGGGUCACGACCUGCACCCGUGAUGCAGAACCCGCUCACUCCGGCCAGCUCCCACAGUGUGGGCUCACCCUUCAGCAUGCCCUCCCCGUCACCUUUUCCCAUGGAGUACGGCAGGUGA
Messenger RNA from Rhipicephalus sanguineus (brown dog tick), 1590 nucleotides. RefSeq names its product histone-lysine N-methyltransferase 2C. Gene Ontology annotation, biological process: positive regulation of transcription by RNA polymerase II. The record is from RefSeq and is a predicted model, not a curated record. Gene Ontology annotation, molecular function: histone binding; transcription coactivator activity; histone H3K4 methyltransferase activity. The transcript has 11 exons. The coding region runs from base 1 to 1590 and encodes 529 amino acids. NCBI's taxonomy places the organism in Eukaryota, Metazoa, Arthropoda, Arachnida, Ixodida, Ixodidae. Gene Ontology annotation, cellular component: MLL3/4 complex.